Messenger RNA from Yamadazyma jaroonii, 2115 nucleotides. The record is from the annotation of a GenBank genome assembly. NCBI's taxonomy places the organism in Eukaryota, Fungi, Ascomycota, Pichiomycetes, Serinales, Debaryomycetaceae.
AUGGGAAAGACAGGUAAAGCUACCAAGAAGUUUCAAAAGAACCAUUUGAAACACACUCUUGAUCAUAGGAAACAAGUUCAAAAACAUUCCAAAUUAGUCCAAUGCCGUAAGAAGAAACCAACUGGAGAUAAUGAUAAUGAACCUAAAGGUAAAUCUAAAGAGAUAUUCGAAGAUAUGUCAGUAGAUGAUUUCUUUGAAGGUGGAUUUGAAGUUCCAAAACCAAAAAAGAACGCCAAACCAAUUGAAAGUGAAGAUGAUGAAUCUUCAGAAGAAGAAGAUAUCGAAGAUAUCGAACAAAAUAUGAAAGACUUACAAAGUAAAGAUCCUGAAUUUUUCAAGUAUUUACAAAAUAAUGAUAAGGAUUUAUUGGAUUUUGAAGGUUCAAACCCAUUAGAUGCCAUAAGUGAUGAUGAAGAAGAAGAACAAGAAGAAGAUGACGUUAUCAGUGAAGAUGAAAUCGAACCUGUUGAAGAAGAAAUUAAAAAUAAGGUCAAGAAGACUGAAAUUACUUUACCAUUAGUUAAAUCUUGGGAAAAAGAAUUGGUCAAUAAACCUAGUCCAAAGAUCAUCAAACAAGUCUGUAUGGCUUUCAAAGCAGCCAUCAAUAUCAACAAUGAUAGUGAAGAAUAUAAAUAUGUUAUUACCAAUCCAAAAGCAUUCAAUCAAUUAAUGUUAUUAACUUUGAAACAAUUACCUGAAUCAAUUCAAACUUUAGUUAAGUAUAAGAACACCAAUAAUGUCAGAGUCAUUCCUCAAAAGAAUCAAAAUGUUUCUCAAAUAUCAGCUAUCUUGAAAUCUCAUGCCAGUUCAUUCAUCACUUUAUUAAAUGAUAUCAAUAAUGUUGAAACUGCUACUUUGGUUUUAUUCUCAUUGCAAGAAGUUUUCCCAUACUAUUUAUCAUUCAGAAAGUUAUUAAAAGAAAUCUUGUCAUCAGUUAUAAAUAUUUGGUCUUCAACUAAAGAAGUUGAAAUUCAAAUUGCAACUUUUGCUUUCUUAAAUAAUGUUUCAAAAGAAUUCCCAAAAUCUAUCAUGGAAAAUGUAUUGAAAUUAUCAUACACAAUCUUCUUAAAGAACUGUAGAAAAACCAAUCAUUUCACUAUGCCAUUAUUAAAUUUCUGUAAAAAUUCAGCAGCUGAAUUAUAUGGAAUUGAUGAAACUUUAUCAUAUCAAAUUGGGUUUGAGUAUGUUAGACAAUUAGCUAUACACUUAAGAAAUAGUAUCAAUGCUACUUCAAACGCCAAAGAAGGUUAUAAAACCAUCUAUAAUUGGCAAUAUUGUCAUUCAUUAGAUUUCUGGUCAAGAGUGUUAUCUCAACAAUGUAACCCUGAAAAGGAAUUACAAAAUCACAAGAAUAAAGAAAGUCCAUUAAGGCAAUUAAUUUAUCCUUUAGUUCAAGUAACUUUAGGUGCUAUUAGAUUGAUUCCAACUGCUCAAUUCUUUCCUUUAAGAUUCUAUCUUAUUAGAUCAUUAAUCAGAUUAUCUCAAUCCACCGGAGUUUUCAUUCCAAUCUUCCCAUUGAUUUCUGAAAUUUUGAACUCAAAUGCUUUCACUAAAAAUGCUAAAAGAGUUCAUUUACCAGUUUUCGAUUUUGAAAAUAAUAUCAAAGUCAACCAACAAUAUCUUGGUACUAAAGUUUAUCAAGAAGGUUUAUCUGAACAAUUCAUUGAAUUAUCCUAUGAAUUCUUCGUCUUAUACUGUAAAAAUAUUGCAUUCCCAGAAUUGGUUACACCAGCUGUCAUUUCAUUAAGAAGAUUCAUCAAGAAAUCCAAGAAUAUUAAAUUUAAUAAACAAUUGAGCCAAUUGAUUGAAAAAUUAAAUGAAAAUGCUCAAUUAAUAACUCAAAAAAGAUCAAAGGUCGAAUAUGGUCCUUCAAAUAAAACUGAAGUUCAAAAUUUCCUUAACGAUUUUAAAUGGGAAAAGACUCCCUUGGGUCAAUAUGUUAUUGUUCAAAGAAAAGCUAAAGAAGCUAGAUUGAAAUUAUUACAAGAAGCCAUCGAACAAGAAGAAGAAGCUAGAAAUCAAAGAAAAAAAGCUGAUGAUGAUUCAGAUAUAGAAAUUGAUGAAGCUGAAGAUGAUGACGAUGAAGAUGAUGACGAUAUGGAAGAGGAAGAAUAA